Messenger RNA from Olea europaea var. sylvestris, 1600 nucleotides. RefSeq names its product nucleobase-ascorbate transporter 3. The coding region runs from base 399 to 1529 and encodes 376 amino acids. The transcript has 10 exons. The record is from RefSeq and is a predicted model, not a curated record. Gene Ontology annotation, molecular function: transmembrane transporter activity. Gene Ontology annotation, cellular component: plasma membrane; plasmodesma. NCBI's taxonomy places the organism in Eukaryota, Viridiplantae, Streptophyta, Magnoliopsida, Lamiales, Oleaceae. Gene Ontology annotation, biological process: transmembrane transport.
UCUAUCUUCUUUCUCCUCUUUAAACCAAAACAUAACGAGUGGAUAUUAAUUAUUUCUUUUCCUCUCUCUAUCUUCAAUUUUAGAAAGUAUAUAAAUAAUUUUCCUUAAUGACAUGUUACAGUGAUCUGAUCUGUAUAUUUAAAAAUAUCUUUGAAUACUCGCUAUUAAAAUAAGGAAAGUCACUUUAUAAGAAAAUCAAGUUACUCCAUCAGUGCAUACGAAAUUUCCCAGAGAAACUGUUUGAUGUUUCAUCUUUCAUUCAGGGUGUCGAUGUUCUGUUCUUGAUUCUUGAAUCUUGCCAAAAGAAAGAAAAAUAGUAUUGAAGAAAAGAGAAAAUUCUCUCAUACCCAAAAAAAUCUCUAUACAAGAAGAGUGAAACCUUAAAGAAAGGACAAAAAAUGGGGGAAACAGCCCAUCACAACCACCAACACCCGCCGGCCCAUCACAACCACCAACACCCGCCGAAUCCCAUGCCUCCGCCUCCAGUAGUAGUACCUCCUCUUGGUGCUGCCAGAGGCCCUGUUUAUCCUCCGACAGAACAGCUCAUCCAGAUGCACUACUGCAUCCAUUCAAAUCCUUCCUGGGUACAAACUGCUGUGCUAGGUUUCCAGCACUACAUUGUUAUGCUUGGAACAACUGUGAUGAUUGCAACUGCCCUUGUGCCUCGGAUGGGUGGCAGUCAUGGUGAUAAAGCUCGAGUGAUUCAGUCAUUGCUCUUUAUGUCGGGAAUUAAUACCCUUCUGCAAACUUGGUUUGGCACUCGACUUCCAACAGUGAUGGGCCCAUCAUUUGCGUAUAUUAUAUCAGUAUUGGCGAUUAUCAAUGAUUUUUCUGAUAGUACAUUCGCAAAUGAACACGAGAGGUUCACUCACACUAUGAGAGCUAUUCAAGGAUCGUUAAUAGUAUCCUCACUUAUCAACAUUGUGAUUGGCUAUAGCAAUGCUUGGGGAAAUCUUACACGGUUCUUCAGCCCGAUUGUUAUAGUUCCAGUAGUCUGUCUAGUAGGUCUUGGUUUGUUUGCUAGGGGCUUCCCACAGCUUGGAAAUUGUGUGGAGAUUGGCCUACCCAUGUUGAUUCUGCUAGUUAUCGGCCAACAAUACUUGCAACACAUUUUUCCAGCUGCUGGAUCCUUGCUUGAGAAGUUCGCUUUGCUCGUCUGCAUUGGAAUUAUCUGGUCUUUUGCUGCAAUACUUACUGUUGCUGGUGCUUACAACAAUGUGCGAGAGCCGACCAAAUUAAGCUGUCGUAUAGACCGUUCCUUUCUCAUGUCAUCUGCUCCAUGGAUCAAGAUUCCAUAUCCUUUCCAGUGGGGCACCCCUAUAUUCAGAGCAAGUCAUGUAUUUGGGAUGAUGGGUGCUGCACUUGUUUCUUCAGCCGAAUCCACUGGAACAUUUUAUGCUGCAUCGCGCCUUGCUGGUGCUACUGCACCUCCAGGACAUGUGCUAAGCCGGAGCAUUGGUCUGCAGGGUGUGGGCCAGCUGCUUGAAGGGAUAUUUGGUGCUGUUGUUGGGACUGCUGCUGCUGUGUAAGCAGCUGAUAUUUUAUUACAAGUUCAAUGAAUUUUACUUUUCAGUACUAGUCAAAGUUGAACGUGCAUUGC